GCUAAUUGCUCUCGUCGGCUCGGUUACAUGUAAUUUCUACGAGACUGUACAAAAUAUACAUAUAUAUCUAAUUAUUUGCUGUGAUUUAAAGUGGCGCGUGUGUGUGUUUGGUGCACUGUACACUAAUUAAAUAUUCGGAAACCGACCCCCUUGCCACCCAGAAGAACCGACUGAAAUCGUAGAACAUCAGCAGUACAAAACGUACAAAAAUAAUAUCGUCUGUCGCGAGUUCAUCUAAAUGUGAUAGUGUUAACGUACAGAAAUGUUCCGUGUGGAUAAUAGAACUUCGUGCACAAUGUAUUUCAGUUUGUUCGACCUGAUAAACCACGAGGAAGGUUAAAAGUACCCCACCUGUGAGUGCUUUCAGCAAUUCUGCGGACUAAAUAAUCGUUUAUCCUCGACGUGGUUCAUUACAAAAAUUGUUACUAGGGACCGCAUGAAAUUGUAAUAAUAAACUGAUACAGCUGAAAUAAUUUUGUGGUCUUUUCAAUUCCGUCGAAAAUGUAAAAGCGGGCCGGCGACCUGUUAACCGCCAAACUCACUAUCCCGACUUCCUCUCCGGCCACCAGCAGCAACAAGCCGUCGGCGAAGAGGCGGCGCAAGGUGGGCUGCGUCCCGACACCCUAUAUAACGGCCAACCGCCACCGCCGAGUCGCACUACGCGUCGCGACGGCGUGUUGACCCAGACCUAAAACCCACCAACCAGUCUGACAUCUCUAACUGCUUUCGAAGGAGAGGAUUGUGAAGAAGUGUCAGAGGCUAGAUCCAUCGACGCACCUGAAGUUAUGACCCCAUCGCUGAAGGCCGUCUUGAGCGUCGCGACGCUGCUCGCCGUCUCGAUUGCGUUCACCGCCGGACUGCCGAAGAUGGCCGGUCAGCACCAGGAGGUCGCUCUUCGGCCACGCUUCGCCCAGCUCUUCCAGGGGAAUAACUUACCCACCAGAUCUAAAAGGACAGUUGGGGAGUUCCAUAUUCCAGAAUCCGAAUGCAUUUAUAUGACGAGUCAGGAGGGCGAAUUCACCCACAAAGCGAUGAAUCCUGAGGGUAACGCCUGCGGAGUAUUCAUCGGCAGCGAGCCAGAUCAGAUAAUCGAGAUUAGAUUUAAUUAUCUUGAUGUUCCCUGCGAGAACGGCGGCUUAAUUGCAGUGGUCGACGGUUGGGAAUUAAACGGUGAGUUCUUCCCUCAGUUCGACGACACGCACACCAAGCCGAGAUUUACGGAAAUUUGUGGGGAACGGAAAGUCAAGACGAGAUUCUACAGUUCGCAAAAUGCAGCCCUUAUACAAUAUCGGAUGCCUAAAAGAGGCACCAGCUUCAGUUUUACCGUCAAAUUCCACAAGAAUCCCACCCCUUGUAACGUGAUGUUCCAAGAGGUGGACGACAUUUACACGAUCAGAAACUACGGCAGAAGGUCCAAUUGUAGUUUGAGCACGGUUUUCCCGGCUAUCGUGAAAAUCGUCGCGAUCGACGUGGGAGUGACUCCAAGCGCCGGUCGAGGCCUCGAACUCGAGACUGGCACCAUCCAUAAGGUUCGGUUUCAGUGUCAGAAACGCGGUUUGGAGGACUACGUCCAGAUUGGCGGGUCCACAGGACUCGACACCAGUAAAAUGGAAAUCACGGAAUCCGUCUGCGGCCUCAACUCCAAACCAGAGCAUAGAGAAGAAGCGAUAGCUUGCGAGACGACAACUGUCCGCCUCGUAUCAAGUGGUGCGUUCGACAACUCGGUAACAGUCAACCUGAGGAAACUGGAAGAAGACCAUCUUAAGGACGGAUUUUUAAAUCUCGUCUGCGGACUCGAGGACUUAAAAUAAAAUAAAAAUGCAAUCAUCAAUGAAGAGAUCUACAUUCCGUUUCAUCAGUAUUUUAUUGAAACCGCACAAGAUCCUCAAGACUAAUAAACACAAAACAUUAUCAAUAACAAUAUCAAAUAUUAUAUUUGUCAAAUUGUAGAGAAAACUGUAAUUGUAAAAUAUUAUAGUAUAAAUAUAUAAAUAUAUGUACAAAAAAUUAUAAAAAUCUUAUUUGAGGAGUAAAAUUUCAUCAAAUG
Messenger RNA from Aethina tumida (small hive beetle), 2047 nucleotides. RefSeq names its product corticotropin-releasing factor-binding protein. Gene Ontology annotation, biological process: negative regulation of corticotropin-releasing hormone receptor activity; negative regulation of corticotropin secretion; hormone-mediated signaling pathway. Bases 786 to 1811 code for a protein of 341 amino acids. Lineage: Eukaryota; Metazoa; Arthropoda; Insecta; Coleoptera; Nitidulidae. The transcript has 10 exons. The record is from RefSeq and is a predicted model, not a curated record. Gene Ontology annotation, molecular function: corticotropin-releasing hormone binding.